Messenger RNA from Dentiscutata erythropus, 213 nucleotides. Lineage: Eukaryota; Fungi; Glomeromycota; Glomeromycetes; Diversisporales; Gigasporaceae. The record is from the annotation of a GenBank genome assembly.
AUGUCUUUGUUUAAAUUUUUUGAAAAAAAUAAUGCGGAAAAUCAACAAACUGCUUUGAGGUCUACUGGUCCUGCAAGAGAGAUCGUUAUGAACUUUCCUCAAACUGCUGACAUUUUUGAAUUUGUUUACGAAUCGUGGAACAGUCAAAAAGUGUUAGCAGUAAGUAUUCUUGGACAUAUUUUUACGAAUCGUGAAAUUAACCAGCAAAAUUGA